GAGGAGGGGCCGGCCCGGGGUUUAAACCCAGGCCCGGCAGACUCCUCCCGGCGUGCUGCGGACGAACGGCUGUUGGUGUCUGGCUCGGCGAGCCGGCGCCCGGGGACGCAGCUGCUGGUGGCCGAGCCUCUUCUCCAGGAGGAGCCAUGGCGCUCAGGGUCACUAGGAACACGAAACUUAACACAGAAAAUAAGGCCAAGGUCAGCAUGGCAGGCGCCAAGCGUGUGCCUGUGGCAAUUGCUGCAGCCUCCAAGCCCGGGCUGAGACCGAGAACCGCUCUAGGAGACAUUGGUAACAAAGUCGGCGAACAGGCUCAGGCGCGAGUGCCUCUGAAAAAGGAACUAAAAACUUCAGUGACUGGAAAAGUUUCAGCUAAAAUCCCGCCACCAAAACCUCUGGAGAAGGUUCCUGUGAGUGAGCCAGAGGUGGAGCUUGUUGAGCCUGAACCUGUUAUGGACGAAAAGCUUUCUCCUGAACCUAUUUUGGUCGAUAAUCCCUCUCCAAGCCCAAUGGAAACAUCUGGAUGUGCCCCUGCAGAAGAAUACCUGUGCCAGGCUUUCUCUGAUGUAAUUCUUGCCGUGAGUGAUGUGGAUGCAGAUGAUGGAGCGGAUCCAAAUCUCUGUAGUGAAUAUGUGAAAGACAUAUAUGCUUAUCUCCGACAACUGGAGGAAGAACAGUCAGUUAGACCAAAAUACCUACUGGGCCGUGAAGUCACUGGAAACAUGAGAGCCAUCCUAAUUGACUGGCUGAUACAAGUUCAAAUUAAAUUUAGGCUGCUGCAAGAGACUAUGUACAUGACUGUUUCCAUUAUUGACCGAUUCAUGCAGGAUAAUUGUGUGCCCAAGAAGAUGCUGCAGCUAGUUGGUGUGACUGCCAUGUUUAUUGCAAGCAAAUAUGAAGAAAUGUACCCUCCAGAAAUCGGUGACUUCGCUUUUGUGACUAACAAUACUUACACUAAACACCAAAUCAGACAGAUGGAAAUGAAGAUUCUAAGAGUUCUAAACUUCAGUUUGGGUCGCCCUUUGCCUCUGCACUUCCUCCGUAGAGCAUCUAAGAUUGGAGAGGUUGACGUUGAACAGCACACUUUGGCCAAAUACCUCAUGGAACUCUCUAUGUUGGACUACGACAUGGUGCACUUUGCUCCUUCUCAGAUUGCAGCUGGAGCUUUUUGCUUAGCACUGAAAAUUCUUGACAAUGGUGAAUGGACACCGACCCUGCAGCACUACCUGUCCUACACUGAAGACUCCCUUCUGCCUGUCAUGCAGCACCUGGCUAAGAAUGUAGUCAUGGUGAACCGUGGCCUUAUAAAGCACAUGACUAUCAAGAAUAAGUAUGCAACACCCAAACAUGCUAAGAUCAGCACUCUGGCACAGCUGAAUUGUACACUAGUUCAGAAUUUGUCCAAGGCUGUGGCGAAGGCAUAACUCAAGUGGACCACUACACUACAUCUGCAAAUGCAAUUGGCACCAUGUGCCACCUGUACAUAGUAUACAGUGUUUACUUGAUCUUCAAUAAAGGUUUUUGUUUUACUUUCA
Messenger RNA from Phodopus roborovskii (desert hamster), 1535 nucleotides. RefSeq names its product cyclin B1 (gene Ccnb1). Lineage: Eukaryota; Metazoa; Chordata; Mammalia; Rodentia; Cricetidae. Gene Ontology annotation, biological process: regulation of cyclin-dependent protein serine/threonine kinase activity; mitotic cell cycle phase transition; mitotic metaphase chromosome alignment. The record is from RefSeq and is a predicted model, not a curated record. Gene Ontology annotation, cellular component: cyclin B1-CDK1 complex; nucleus; mitochondrial matrix. Gene Ontology annotation, molecular function: cyclin-dependent protein serine/threonine kinase regulator activity. The transcript has 9 exons. Bases 147 to 1424 code for a protein of 425 amino acids.